This is a messenger RNA of Linepithema humile (Argentine ant), 2498 nucleotides long. The record is from RefSeq and is a predicted model, not a curated record. Lineage: Eukaryota; Metazoa; Arthropoda; Insecta; Hymenoptera; Formicidae.
ACUACGUCCGAUUGUAUAGCCAGUAAGUGCUGGCAGGUGCUAUUUAGCUGCCUUUGCGUUCGGCUCGUUUUAUUUUUGCUGCUACGGUAAGCACCCGGCUAUCUGACAGUUACUUCGCCAUUUGAACACUGGACUGGAUAUCUGCUAACGUGACGUAAAAAGUCUGACGGAUAAGGUCGAAUGUGGCUUUCAAUGUAAGUCAGUGAUAAUGUCAUCGAUUAUCUUCUUGUAAAUUUUUUUACGGAGUAUUUAAAUUAAUUCAAUUUACACUUAUUGUUAAUCGAGCAGCCUUGACAAAUAAUAAGUGAUACAUUAGAUAGAAAAUAGGAAGAUACGAUUACAUUGACAAUAAAAAUGCAGUACCUACUACCACUACUUUUAGUAGUUUUAAUAAUACAAACGUCGGUCGCGCCGCCGGUUUCACAACAAAAAAAGGACGGAGAUCAUAAAGAAAACGAGGUCGAUGACUCUGGAGAUGCGGCAAACAAUUUGGAAUAUCACAGGUAUUUGAAGGAAGUGGUGGACGCUUUGGAAAGUGACGCGGAUUUUCGCGCAAAGUUAGAAAAGGCCGAUGAAGCGGAUAUACGAACGGGUAAGAUAGCGCAUGAACUGCAAUUCGUGGAUUAUAAGGUUAGAACUAAGCUGGAUGAAUUGAAACGAGAGGAAUUGGAGAGGCUGAGGCAUCUAGCUACCAAGGAAUACAAUUUGGUAAAUGGUCUGGAUAUGGAGCAUUUGAAAAUAGCGGAGCAUUUGGAUCACGCUAAUACGAAUACGUUCGAGAUAGACGAUUUGAAAAAAUUGAUCGCGAAGACCACGAAGGACUUGGCAGAGGCUGAUAAGCGAAGACGUCAGGAGUUCAAGGAGUACGAGAUGGAGAAAAAGUUCGAGGAAGAGCAAAAGAUGAAGGGUAAUACUGGCUUGAAGGAGGAAGAGAGGAAGAAAUACGAGGAGGAGUUAGAAUCGAUGAAAAAAAAACAUAAAGAUCACAAACCUUUGCAUCAUCCUGGCAGCAAGCAACAAUUGGAAGAAGUGUGGGAGAAACAAGAUCAUAUGGAGAAUCAAGAAUUUAAUCCCAAAACAUUCUUCUACCUUCAUGAUUUGGACGGCAAUGGUUUCUGGGAUCAGGAUGAAGUUAAGGCUUUGUUCCUGAAAGAAUUAGAUAAACUUUAUACCAAUGGCGCCCCCGAAGACGAUAUCUACGAGAGGCGCGAAGAAAUGGAAAGAAUGAGAGAGCAUGUGUUUAACGAGGCUGAUCUUAAUCACGACGGUCUCAUUAGUUAUGAAGAAUUCUUGGAACAAACAAAAAAGCCAGAUUUUUCGCAAGAUGAAGGAUGGCAAGGACUAGAUGAGCAACAGAUUUAUUCUCAACAGGAGUACGAAGCUUUUGAGAAACGUAGACAGGAAGAGAUCCAGAAAAUGAUUGCCAAAGGAAUGUUACCACCACCCCCUGAAACUGCACAUCUACCUGUUCAACAGAACGAGUUCCCAUCGUACCAGCAACAGUUACCGCCUCAGCAGUACCAUCCUUCGCAGUAUCCGGGACAGGUACCGCCGCAACCGAUGGUAGGUCAAGCACCGCCACCGCAAUAUCAGGGUCAGGUGCCGCAACAGCAACCCUAUCAGCAGCCUCAAGUUCCGCCGCAGCAACAUUAUCCAGGCCAGAUUCCACAGCAGCAACAAUACCAAGCACAGCAGGCGCAGUAUCAAGUGCCAGUACCGCAGCAGCAGCAGCAGCAGCAGCAAUUCCAGGCUCAACAGGUUCAGCCGCAAUUCCAGGGUCAACCUCAGCAGGCUCAACAACAUUACCAGGGACAGCCACCUCAUCAAAUACAUCAACAAACGCAACAACAAAAUCAAGUGCCACAGAAUACUCAGGUUAACGCUCCGUCGAACGAUCAGGGAGCUGUGCAAGGCAGCCAGAAUCUUCCACAGCAACCAGAUCCGAAAUCCAUUCAUCAAGAACUCCAUCAGAAUAGUAUACCAAAAAUGCAGAAGGUCUAGAUAAUACAAAAUAUCGAUCGAAUAGUUGAUAUAAACGUUUUUAGUUUGUCUCUUUGCAAAGCGUGAACAGCGUGAAAAGCGUGAAGCGGAAAAAAAAUAUCAGUUCAAUAGUUUUCGAAUUCAAGAGGUUACAUGAGAUCUUCAGGAAUUUUCAUUUCAGGAAAGUAUAAUUUUUUCACACUAUUCAUGUGUUCUAAAAAUUUUUAAUUGGAAAUAUUAAUGCGAUACUAGUUGCAAUACUAAUGUUACAAUUAUUUAUAUUAUUUCAAGUUAUCAAAUUUGCUAUUUUGAAUAUGCUGUUCAAAGAUUUUUAGACGAUGAAAUGUAUUAAACAAAUUCGUUUGAAGGAUUUGUAGUAAACUUACCAAAAUUAAUCAAUCUUUUUCAGGGAAGAUUGUUUUUAUUAGAUACUCGAUAAAUAGAAAUUAUUUAUAUUGUAUAAAUGCUUGCUGAAUUGUUUAUGGAAUAAAUGUUUUCUGAAAAAGGACUAUCCAUCA